Myotis lucifugus (little brown bat) is the source of this 765-nucleotide messenger RNA. RefSeq names its product carcinoembryonic antigen-related cell adhesion molecule 3-like. NCBI's taxonomy places the organism in Eukaryota, Metazoa, Chordata, Mammalia, Chiroptera, Vespertilionidae. Gene Ontology annotation, cellular component: cell surface. The record is from RefSeq and is a predicted model, not a curated record. The coding region runs from base 1 to 765 and encodes 254 amino acids. The transcript has 3 exons. Gene Ontology annotation, biological process: heterophilic cell-cell adhesion.
AUGCCUCCCAAUGCUAAAGGCUUCACGUGGUACAGGGGGGAAGGGGCAAACAUCUAUCAUAAUCUUGCAACUCUCGGAACAUACCUGAGAUUUUAUACAACAGGGCCUGCACACAGUGGUCGAGAGCAAAUAAACUAUGAUGGAUCCUUGCAAUUAAAGCAGGUCACCCAGAAGGACACAGGAAUCUACACUGUAGUAGUCUACCUUCCAGGCUGUAUAAAAGAAAUAGGAUUUGGACAGCUCAAUGUGUAUGAGCGAGUGAGAGUUCCCACUCUCAUAGCCAGCAACACCAUAGUCACGGAACAUAAGGAUUCCGUGGUCCUGACUUGUGACACAAAUGCAGUCUCCACCCAGUGGCUCUUCAAUGGCAUGAAUCUGCGCCUGAAGGAGCGGAUGAAGCUGUCCUGGAACGACAGAACCCUCACCAUAGACCCCGUCAGGAGGGAGGAUGCUGGGAGUUACCAGUGUGAAGUGUCCAACCCCAUUAAGCCAUUGACAGUGCCCACCCUCCGAGCCAGCAACACCAUAGUCACGGAGCAUAAGGAUUCCGUGGUCCUCACCUGCUACACAAAUGCAGUCUCCACACAGUGGUUCUUCAAUGGCAUGAAUCUGCGGCUGACGGAGCGUAUGAAGCUGUCCUGGAACGACAGAACCCUCACCAUAGACCCCGUCAGGAGGGAGGAUGCUGGGAAUUACCAGUGUGAAGUGUCUAACCCCAUCAGUUCCGCUGACAGUUAUCCGGUUGAGCUGGAUGUAAAAUAUUAG